Prorocentrum cordatum is the source of this 1014-nucleotide messenger RNA. The record is from the annotation of a GenBank genome assembly. NCBI's taxonomy places the organism in Eukaryota, Dinophyceae, Prorocentrales, Prorocentraceae.
GAGUUCGCCCACCUCGAACCUUGUUGCGUCCCUCUUGGCAUGCAUCAUCUGAAGAAUGAAGUGACCGACGCCUCAGAGUGCCUCGAGGGGUGGUUCGCCACCUUGGUGGAGGGGAUGGUUUGCCAGUGGGACCUCGCAAUCUACGACGGGGAAGUUGCGCGUGCCCAUUGCCGGGCGGCGCUCGGGCGAUCGUCCAACACUGGCGGCUUCGCUGCCAUCAUGGAGGAAGAGUUGGGUCUGGACAUCGGGAGUGAUUUUACAAGGUCGAGGUGCGGGGGCGAGGAGCCAGGGCCGCCGAAGCGCGGCCGCCCUCCUGGGAAGUCCAAGGUGAAGAGGAACAGAUUUGACGCUUGGAAUGCAUAUGUCCAGGCCCACCGACCAGACGGUGCAACGCCGUUGUUUACAUCUGACAGCGGCAAGAAGUCAACUGGCAAGCAAGCUGACAUUCACAGCGGUUGUUUUUUGAGGCGGGUCGGACAAAGGUGGAUGGCUGAAUCGUUGGCAGAGCGCGAGAAGUGUCAGCAGAUUGCGUUGAUGGAGCAGGCGCCCAAGUGGGCAGAUGAGGAACUGAGCGGCGACGACGCCGAGGAGUGCGAGGAGGGGGGGGAGGGGCUGGGCAGCAAGGGCGACGCUCUCACGUGGAAGAUCGGCUCGCCCGAUUCCCCUCUUUGCGAGGAGAACUUCUCAACGCCACUGUUGUCGCCAGUUAUCGCCAAGGAGGUACAGCAAUGGUUAGGUGAGAUUGAGAGCGAGGCGGACGCCCUCGGCAUCGAGGAUGUGGCGUGCGUGGAGAUGACUUGCGAUGUCGUGGGCUAUAACCGCAUGGCCGUGACGCAUACGAGUAAACAUUGUGUUAUUGCAGGUUGCCUCCACCACAUGUCGGACAUCGCGGACCCGAAGCCUGCUCAUGAUUCGGACUUGGGCGAUAUGCAGGGAUUGAACGAGAACGGCGCCGAACCGCCGGAUGAAAGCCCGACGAGGAAUGCGACUUCGACGUCGAGGAACUCAGCCUGA